AUGUCCGUGCUCAUCGAUGCGUGGAAGCGCUCAGACCAGGUGACUUACACUCGUGGUGGAAAUCCUCGCCCUCCAUCGAUAGAAGUGGUCGUGUCGUGGGUGACCACAGCUUGGCGUCAGGUUCCGGACAGUGUCGUGCAGCGGAGUGUGGGUAAGUGUGGCUUCUUUGAAGACUCGAGCGACUGGUUUAUCAGUAACCACGACGUGUACGGCUCGCAGUUCAAUGCUGCCUGGGGCAGCCGCAGCGAUGCGAGCUCUGCCUCCAGUAUCGAGGACGACACUAACAGCACUUUUGAUGAGUUGUGUGACACUCUCGACGAGAUUGUGAUCGAUGAGUAG
This is a messenger RNA of Phytophthora nicotianae INRA-310, 339 nucleotides long. RefSeq lists its product as hypothetical. Lineage: Eukaryota; Oomycota; Peronosporomycetes; Peronosporales; Peronosporaceae. The coding region runs from base 1 to 339 and encodes 112 amino acids. The record is from RefSeq and is a predicted model, not a curated record. The transcript has a single exon.